AUGCUUCGUCUCGAAACCCUCGCUGCCCUCGCCGUCCUCGGCCUGGCCAACGCUCAGUCUACCGUUGGCUUCGGCCCCUACUUCAGCCUGGGUCCUACUCAGAGCUGGAUCCGCGAGGCCACGACCACUCUUGUGCUCCCCGAAGUUCCCAGCCCCGUCGCGGACCGUCUCGCCUUGUGGCCCGGCAUGGGCACCAGCGGUGGUGACCUGAUCCAGGCGCUUGCUGUUUCUUUCUCCGACCCCAAUGCCAACUGCGGCGGUACUUCCGGCCAGUGGUGCAUCUGGGCCAGCACCCUCGAGGGAACGCAGCUUGGUGGCACCCAAGUUCCGGCCAAUGCCGGUGACAACGUGACCAUGGAAUACAAGUACAACGAUUCCACCGCCAAGUACGAUCAGACCGUUUCCCUCAACGGCAAGGUCGUCUCAACUCUGUCGACCAGCUCCGGCCAAGCCCAGGGCUGGGGCACCGCCGUCGAAUGCCAGGACGAUGCCUGCAAGAGCACCGCUCGCGCUCACCAGUACAUCGACACCACGAUCGUCCUGAACGCCGCGGACAGCACCUUCGCCGGCACCCUGGCCACCAACGAGGUCACCUCCACCGGCCUGAAGACCUCCGACUCCAAGACCUUCACCGUCGAGACUAUCAACGUCCAGGCCCACACCUAUGAUAUCUAA
Aspergillus aculeatus ATCC 16872 is the source of this 675-nucleotide messenger RNA. RefSeq lists its product as uncharacterized. The record is from RefSeq and is a predicted model, not a curated record. Bases 1 to 675 code for a protein of 224 amino acids. NCBI's taxonomy places the organism in Eukaryota, Fungi, Ascomycota, Eurotiomycetes, Eurotiales, Aspergillaceae. The transcript is spliced from 6 exons.